AUGGAUUCCAACAUGGAUAUUGAUACAGCUCCAUUCACAUUCGCCGUUCCGCAGCCUCCACCCGAGGCCAUGUCAGAUCCAAUAAUCUCAAGCAUUCCCUCACCACCGCACAUAUCCCAUCCCACUGAGACUCGCGAGCAAUUCAAAGCUAUCCCAGUAAAAGUACACAUACGACGCCCAGAGAGAGACUCGUGGGUGUAUGCAGGACGUGGCGUUGUUACGCUUGAGGUAUCGGGCCAUUCUUCGCAAGUUGUCGUGCGCUCAACCUCAACUAACAAGAUCUUGACGCUUUUCAAUGAGACCAGUGAUCUCCAAGCCGAGAAACGUGGUAACUUCGUUGUGAUAGGAUGUGUGGAGGGCUCUAAGGUGGUCUCAUGGUCAUUAAACGCAUUGAAUAAUGCUGAAACGCUACGUCUUCUUGCGAGUAUCGAGCUUGCAUGCUAUAAAUGCCAACAAGCUCUUGGUGACCCUCGUACGCAUUACAAGUCGCGUCGGCGGAUCGACAGGGUCAUCAAGGACGACAGACGCAAGAGACACAAGCGGCGUAAGGACCAGGAUGCGAUGGUCGAUGCUUUCUCAAGGCAAGCGUUGUCUGAGUCCGCAGAACCAGUGCCAUCUCGAUGA
Heterobasidion irregulare TC 32-1 is the source of this 624-nucleotide messenger RNA. RefSeq lists its product as uncharacterized. The transcript has 5 exons. The coding region runs from base 1 to 624 and encodes 207 amino acids. The record is from RefSeq and is a predicted model, not a curated record. NCBI's taxonomy places the organism in Eukaryota, Fungi, Basidiomycota, Agaricomycetes, Russulales, Bondarzewiaceae.